UAGCAGUGGAGUCUGACACGAAGCAGGAACGCAGCUGGAUCUGGCUGGCUCUGAGUAUAAACAUGCCCGUGAAUGAACGGAUGACAGACAGAAGAGAAACGAAGAAACACUGCUGACAUCUGUUGAGAGAAGAACACAAGACCUGAAGAACCAUGAAGACUUUGAUGCUCCUGAGUGUCUGCGCUCUGCUGUCUGUCUGCAUGUCAAUGGGAGUGUCCACAGAGCCUGACAGUGCUGUUGAUCCUGAGGUCGAAGUUGCUCCUACUGCUGCUGCCUCUGAUUCUGCAUCUUCAUCUGCCUCCGAUUCUAAUUCCAGUUCAUCUUCAUCUGAGUCUGACUCUGCAUCCGACUCUGCAUCUGAUUCGGCGUCUGAUUCAGCUUCUGAUUCGGCAUCUGAUUCUUCCUCUUCCUCGUCUGAAUCAAACUCAGCCAGCGCUGAAGGCACUCCUGCGCCUCACGUGCUGCUGAAGCGAGAUGUCGCGGCGUCACUGCUGCGGCGCCGGAGAGCAGGACCAACUGCGACCGAUCUCACUCCACAACAACUCGAGAGCUUGAGAGAAGUGUGUGAAGUCAAUCUGGCCUGCGAGCACAUGGCCGAAACCACCGGAAUCGUGGCCGCUUACACGGCAUAUUAUGGACCCAUCCCAUAUUAACACGAUCUUCAAAAGCAAACCCUUCCCUUAAGCUCAUCGGAAAUAAAUAAAAAGCUAUUUGUUGUUAUCUUUGUGAGGAAUGGGCUACAUCACGGUUUUAAGCUUCGUUGUUUUAUAAUGGCAGUGAUAGAAAAUUUAUUAAUGCAAUUAGUACAAAAUUUCUCAAAGUGAAAUUAUUUCUAUAGUAUUAUAGACAAACUCUUUGAUAGCUGUGUAGUUCAAAAUAAGCCUCUAGAUUUAGGAAUAGUUUUAAUGAUAUUUGUUUGUGGUGCUGUGAUAAAACGAAUAUUUUCCUGCUUCGAGAUGAAAAUGAGCUCUUAGAUUCACUCUUUAACACUCAAAUUAUUUCCUCUGUAUUGUACUGUGUGUGUGUGUGUGUGUGUGUGUGUGUGUGUGUGUAUAUAUAUAUAUAUAUAUAUAUAUAUAUAUAUAUAUAUAUAUAUAUAUAUAUAUAUAUAUCACCUGGGAUUGUUCAUUGACAAGUAACCUGAAAUUGUUGACAUUUUUGUGAGUAAUGCAUUUUACUGUUCUUUUAUUGUUUUGUGCACAUAAUACUUGUAUAGAAUGUAUGCUAAAACAAAAUGAAAUUAAAUAUUUACAUAUAUAUA
This is a messenger RNA of Myxocyprinus asiaticus (Chinese sucker), 1261 nucleotides long. It is a transcript of the gene bglapl, whose product is annotated as bone gamma-carboxyglutamate (gla) protein, like. Gene Ontology annotation, molecular function: hydroxyapatite binding; calcium ion binding; structural constituent of bone. Gene Ontology annotation, biological process: osteoblast differentiation; response to vitamin K; regulation of cellular response to insulin stimulus. Gene Ontology annotation, cellular component: extracellular region. The record is from RefSeq and is a predicted model, not a curated record. Bases 153 to 653 code for a protein of 166 amino acids. Lineage: Eukaryota; Metazoa; Chordata; Actinopteri; Cypriniformes; Catostomidae. The transcript has 5 exons.